AAACAAACUAAGUUAUACGCGAGUGUAGAGGAAGGCAGUAGUAAACCUUGGGUUUGCUUACGUUUGAAUCCCGCCCCUUAUGAUAGGUUUUCAUAAAAACAUAAAUUCGGAUAUUUUCGAAGAAUAUUUUGGUGACAAAAAAAAUCUUCCGACUGCUUCAGCAGUAGUUGUGACGUAUGGAGAAGAGAAGACUUAUCGGCUCGUUAAAUUUGAAAUAAAAUAAGUUGAUAAGAAAGAAAUUGUUACAUAUAUACAUAAGAGGUGACUUUUAAGUUUAUUCAAAAAGUAUUUAUCAAAAAUUAAUGUUGUCCCCUUCAAACGAAGAUUUGAGACCUCGGAUGGGACAAAAGAUUCUUAUUGAUUUGGUCUAUUUCUUUACGGGCAUGAUGAAUUAUUUCUCGAAGUAAAGCAAAACUAGAUUUUUCCCAUUGAGUUGGAAACUAAUAAUAACCUUCCAUUCUUAGAUAUUCUUAUCAAUAGAAAAUCAGACCUAACAGUCAUUGUGUUUACAGAAAACCUACGCACACACACAUACUUCCAAUAGCAAUGAGGCCGAAAGCAACCUACACUUGCCUCUGUGGUCCUUCCUUACAUUCAAAACAUCACUGACCACAGAUCAAAAGUUCUAAAGAAGUAUAACUAACCAAAACCAGAUUUACCACUUAUCCAAAAAUCUCUCAACAUCUUCGGUCCGUCAAAGAUAGAAUUCCGUUUGAGAUGCCAGGAGUUUACAGCAUUCCAUGCAUAUGCGGUAAAAAAUACAUUGGAGAAACUGGACCAAAAAUAUCAACUAGGCUCAAAGAACAGGAAAGAGCCUUACGACUACGACAAAUAAACUAAUAAGCUGUCAGCCGAACACACACAUGAAACCGGACAUAAAAUUUUAUUCGAUAAAACUAAAAUUCUUGCAUGUAAUCAGUUCUUCUACCAACGAAAAAUCCGAGAGUCUAUAGAAAUUUAUAAACAACCUAACAAUCUCAACCGCGACUCAGGUCUUUACCUGUCAGCAAUUUGGGAAUCAGUCAUCCGAGUCAUCAGUCAAGCUCUGAAGAAGCCAACAGGAUGAUUCGCGAAACGUCAGCAAGUUCGAUUCAGCAAAAACAGGCGCAGGAUUAAUCCAGAGGUUUUGUAAAAAGUAAAACUAGAUUUCUCAAGAUUUUGAGCAGAUGAGGUUUUUACAGAAAGGCAAAGCAAGUUGAAAGGCUAUGAUAUACAAUAUGUCUACGGAUGGAGUAGACAAGAGUAGAAAUUGACUAAAAUGCGAACGAUACGGAAAAAAGUCAUUCUUUAUAAAAAAAAAGUUUCUGCUUCUUUAAAUAUAAGGUUCUUUUUUGUACAGGGCACGAAGAAAGUACAAAAAUAUAAAAUUUGCUAAAGGGUGAAGUGGUCUUCUCUACAACUUAAAUACUUAAAUUCAAAACAAUUCGAAAUUUUCAAAUUUCAAUUUAAGAAAAAUGUUGAGAGUCGAAAAUAUUUAUAAUCCAAAAUGAGAGACUCAUUGGGGUUGCAGAAAAUCGCUGUAAUAUUAGAUAAUAAUAAUUUUAUUUAACUAAAACAUUGCCUAUUGAAAUAAGAAAAAAAGAUAGGCGAAUAUAAUUUUAUAUUUCAAAAACUUCUUCUCCUACUUUAAGCAUUUUCUAAAUGACUUUGAAAUUUGCUAAAACUCCUGAUUUUUUUAACAAAAUAGAUUCUACUGCUUCAAAACUUUUUGGUCAUUUUCAAUGGGUCUUUGAUAAUAGGUCAAUUGUCACAAAAUUCGACCAUUGGCUGAUAGCCCGCAACGUCAUACAUAUUGGGAUAAUGGUGGCGUAAAACGAACCAUACCAGAAGCCAAUGUCAAAGAUUUUAAAAACAUAUCACAAUCCGGUCGACCUGGUUUUACUGUUUAUAUGUAACAUAUUUAUCUUGUUUGUACUCUUCCUGAUUUCAAAAAUACGUUUUUGUAUUUAUAAGUGGUCAAUAAACGAUUAUUUAUUUAUAGCGAAUUUAGUCCGUGUAUUUUAUUUAUUAUAUUACCGCCUAGAAUUAAUAUGCACGCAUACAAUAAGAAGAAUCGUUACUAACCAAAAACUAGUAGACCGGAUUCUGUCGUGAGCAUUGCACAUAGCGGUUUCACCUGUGCUGACUCCCGAUAUAGUCCCAUAAAGUUUUGAUAUUGGUUUCAAUUGUGUGGUUUUUGUUUCCUAAGUGUUUUGUGAAGGUUUUAAAGUGUCUAAUCGUUGUCGGCCCUCUUGUUUUCGCCAUCCACGCCGGUUAAAGGCGGGAUGGCCCCGGAUGGACAGAGGAUGGAGCGGGGAAGCCGUUUUUUGCUAUGGGAAUCUGAUGUGGUAAUUAGUCAAAAUGGGAAGCAAGUUUGAAACGCUCCAAGAGGAACUACAACAAUUGGGAUACCAUCAGCGCCUUCAUCCGGAAUGCCUUCUUUUGGUUGAAAAACUUUUGGCUGACCUAAAACUGACCACUGCCAAUUUAGAAAAAUACAUGAAAUUAUCGCAGCGCGCUUUGGAGGAAAGAGAUGCACUGGAAAUAGCAGUUGAGCCUUAUAAAUGUGACAAUGCCAAGCUCAUACAUGAGUGUAAUGAUUUGCAUUUAGCAUUCAUACAUUUUAGAGAACAGCAAGAAAAAAAUCAACAAGAUUUGAAGUCCCAGUUAUCACAUGUGCAGUCCCAUCUUGACAAGUGCCUUUUGGAGAAAAAAAGAUUGAUUAAGCAAAUGCAAGAGAACUCAGAAAGGAGUAGUAGAAAAAAAGGAUUUAUAAAUAAGCAGGGGCAGACGAAUCUGUCAAAGCAAAGCAAGAUAGGUAGUGACCUAGUGACUACCAAAGCAGUCUUUGACGAAAAAAUUGCAGAUCUUAGCACACAGUUGCUGGAAACUAAAGAGAAACAUCACAAACUUGUCGAUGAAGUUCAUCACCUACAAAACAAGGUUAGAGUUAGGGAAGACGAAAUAGCAAGAUUGAAAUCUUUGCUCGAAGGAGGCAGACCGUACAAAAGCGUUAGCGAUGAGUGUUGCUUUAAAAAUGUGGAUACUAAAAUUAGUGUUCUUCAAGAUGAAAUAAGAUCGCUAGAAAAAGAUAAGAAAGAAUUGCAUAUCCAGUUAAAGGAAGCUUUGUCAAAGCAGCACGAAGCGAUGCGCAGGGCAAUUCAUUUGGCGGAGAGGAACAAACAACUUGAGAAGGAAAUGAAAGAUAUUGACGCCAUCGCAUUGGAUGUUGAAGCAAAUUGUAAUAGUACAGUGCAAGACAAUGCCAAAAAAGUGACCAGAUUGCAGGACAGAAUAAACGAGUCUCUGGUGUCCAUACAAAAUUUGCAACGGGAGAAUGCGAAAUUAAAGCAUUUAAAAGUUGAAUUGACGGCUGAUUUGAAUUCGGCGAAAUCGGAAAUAUCACAGAUCAAGAGGCAAUUGAACGAAGAAGCUGAGGAUAAAAAGCGACUGAUGGCUAAAUUAAAAGAUUGCUCUACCAUAGAGCACGACCUAAACAUGGAAAUCGAUAGACUGACAAAGCUGACUGCCCAACAGAGGUUUACGAUAGAAGAGUUGGAAACUCAAGUAACUGGAGACGUUCGAAGUGCUCGAAAGAUGGAGUCUCAUGAUAAUGAAAUGAAGGAAACGGACAAACAACCGAAAUCCAAACCCAGCUCCCGGAAAGUUUCGAAAAAAUCGACAAAGUCAAAAUCGCCCCCGAAAAGUUUGCCUCCUAUCAAAUGCGAAACGGAUCAAAAAUGUUGCUGCGAUCCCGACAAUUGUGUGAAGCAUUUAAAGGAACUCCUGAAUAAGGAGAUGGAAUAUAGGCAAGCGAGUACGUUGCAAUCUGUGGAGUUAUUGAAACAAGAAAAGGACUAUUAUAUGAAAGAGUACCAUAAAGUUCUGGAACAGAUGAAGCCGGAGAAGCCGAAUAAUUGUUCUGAUCUGUUACAAAAGUUAGAAGAGCGAGAGAAGCUUAUUAAACAUCUUCAGAGCGAAGUAACGGAGCUAUCAAAAGAAAAGUCUGCUUUGGUUUCGAAAGAUCCCGGCUUCGAUACAAACGGUUCCUGUAAUAAGCCCUUGUGCAAGAGGAAAGAACGUGAACUUGACAUCCUGAGGCGCGAUCUUCAGCAAGCCGAACUUGAAAGCGCCACCAUAAAAUCCAAGCUGCAGGCGUUAAAUGAAACGACCCUGUUUAAUGAAGAACGAAUGAAGAUAGCCUUUCAGGACAUGGAAGAGCACAUCAGGAAGCUGGAGAAUGAAAGAAGGGACCUGGUGCAGACUGAUGUAACUCAACGAUCCAAUCUGACGCAGCUUGAAGAAAACUACAAAGUGAUCAAAGAGCAGCUACGGACGACUCAAAGCGAGUUGAACAACCAGAGAGCGAACUAUACCCAACUCAAAACACUUCAUGAGCAGACGGAUAAGGCGUUGUCAGAAGCGCAGAAUCAGGUGAUUCGCGCGCAAACCGAAUUGGCAGAGUAUCAAUCGAAGGCCAAAAGUAGUAGUCACGAUACUCAGGCGUACGACAGAGAAAUAAUCAGACUCACCGAGGACGUCCAGAUUAUGAAGAACCAACUCACUCAAAUGGAUAAGGAGAAGGAUGAGUUAUUGAACGCGCUGGAUACGAAAACGGAGAAGAUUGCGUCAUUGGAGAAUCAGCUGAGAACGAAAACUAGUAUCGUGGAACGAUUGGAAGACGAGAUGAAAGAGUUGCGCAGAAAGAUGAGUAAAUACGCAGACGAAACUACGUCCCAAGGUCAGGUGGUGCGUUCCAAACAGCAAGAAUUAGCGAUCCUGGAGCAAAACUACGAAAGGGAGAAGCAACUUAGAGAGGCGGCGCUACUGGAAAACAAGCGACUACAAAAUGAGCUGUCCAGUGUGGCGUGUGAUUGUCGUGAUGCUCGUCACGAAUUAGAACUAAUGAGGCGACAGGUGGACGACUUGAAAAGGCAGUUACAGCAUUAUGUCGCCGAAGUGAAGAGGACGGAGGAUCUCAUCUCGCAAAAGGAAAUAGAAAGGGGCGAACUGUUGGACCAGUUCAAGUGUCUCUCCCAAGAGGCCAACGUGUUGGAGAACACUAACCACACCCUGGAAAAUGAAGCGACCCAGUCGAAAAUUCAGUUGUCGGUGGCUCUCGAUCACACCGCCGAUCUCGAAAAGAAGAUCGAAGAUCAGGAGUCCGCCAUUCGUUGUUACGAGAGACAAAUGACAGAGAUGACCGGUCAAAUUGCCAGUCUGGAAAUGCAGCUGAGACGAAGCGACGCGGAAAAAGAACAAUGCAUCACCGAGCUUAAACAGAUGAGGGACUUGUGCACGAAAUUGGACAAGGAGAAGGACAAUUUCAAGCAGGAUCGGUACAGUAAGGAAGACUAUCAUAUACAGAUAUCGAGGAACGUGGACACGCUCAGAAGUGACAAAGAAGAACUGGCAGCCGCGUUAGAAAAGGAGCGUAAUAAUCUGCAUUCGGUAGAGAAAUUAUUGACAGAAGCAAGACAAGAAAUUAUCGAUCAGAGGCUGCUCAAUCAGGAUCUCCACGGUGAAAUCGAAAAACUGAAACGCGGCAUAAACGAUCUACGCGAAAAAUUACAAACCAAUAGAGAACAAUUGAACCUCUACCAGGAAAAGGCGGCCGAAUAUGGUCGGCAAAAUAACCAACUGCUUAGAGAUUUAGCUAAUGAAAGAUUUUCGAAGUCUCAAUCUGACAAACAAACGUAUCCGUCCUUGUAAAUAUUUCUGGUUUUUAAAUUCAUCGUAUUUCUUGUGUCUCAUAUCAAUGUCAAUAAAUUGCGAUUUUUUUAUUUAUAUCAUUUUAUUAACACCAAUCCAUCCCUUCCUCUAAUGUAAUUAGGAAAUCUGGACCA
Cylas formicarius (sweet potato weevil) is the source of this 5825-nucleotide messenger RNA. RefSeq names its product centrosomal protein of 135 kDa (gene Cep135). Lineage: Eukaryota; Metazoa; Arthropoda; Insecta; Coleoptera; Brentidae. Bases 2341 to 5691 code for a protein of 1116 amino acids. The transcript has 21 exons. The record is from RefSeq and is a predicted model, not a curated record.